Molecule: messenger RNA, 4123 nt
Organism: Sesamum indicum (sesame)
Lineage: Eukaryota; Viridiplantae; Streptophyta; Magnoliopsida; Lamiales; Pedaliaceae
Product: villin-4
Biological process (GO): actin filament severing; cytoskeleton organization
Molecular function (GO): actin filament binding
Source: RefSeq, a predicted model, not a curated record
CGAAUAAGAAAUAAGAAGACUCUUUUUCGCCUUUGUGGCCAUCCAUGAAUCAUGGCCGGUCACCGACUCUUCCGCUCUCUCUUUCUCUCUCCUGUCCCUCUCUCAUCCCUUCAAUUCGGAAGUCAGCUCUUCUUCUACUUGCCCAUCACCCCUUUUAUUUAAAUCUUUCAUUUCAUUUGUUGUUUUUCGAGUUAUCCGGGAUUUUCUUCUGAUUUUGUGUGCGAAAGGGGCGCUGUAGUUUUCACCAACUGGGAUUGAUUUUUAUUUAUUUUUUUAAUCUUUCUUGAUUGAUAAUUGCUUUUUGUGUUUUUGAUUAAUGAAAUGGUUAAUGGGUCUUUACAGUUCAUUUUGUGAUUACUGUGUUGAGAAAGGAGUCUUCUUUUUUAGCUGCUGUUAGUGAUAGGCACGCCUGUCAGGCAACUCAUCAUCAUUCCCUCCACCCCCAUUUCUCUCUCUUUCUCUCUCUUCUGUCUCCCUCUCCCUCUCCCUCUCCCUCUCUCUCUCUCUCUCUCUCUCUCUCUCUCUCUCUCUCUCUUACAUCAGAAAAAUCUGCGUCUAUCGAAAUUCUUUCCUCUAUUCUUGAGAGCCCAGUUUUCUUUUUCGGGAAAUCUGGGCUGUUGUUUUUUUGUUGAUUAAGCUUAGUUGAGUCGUUGGAUUUGGAUCUGUUCGAUUUACUUCAAGUGGGGCUUGAGGAAUAUUACCGUCGUCAGAUAGUAAAGUCUUGUUUCAGGUCAAAUUUGGAUAAUCACUAUGGCUGUUUCAAUGAGAGAUGUGGAUCCAGCUUUCCAGGGGGCAGGACAGAAGGCUGGUAUUGAGAUAUGGCGGAUCGAAAAUUUUCGUCCUGUCCCCGUGGCACAAUCUUCACAUGGAAAAUUUUUCACUGGAGAUUCCUAUGUGGUUUUAAAGACCACUGCUUCGAAAAAUGGUUCCCUGCGUCAUGAUAUUCACUAUUGGCUGGGUAAAGAUACCAGUCAGGAUGAAGCCGGCACUGCAGCCAUCAAAACUGUUGAAUUAGAUGCAGCCUUGGGUGGGCGUGCUGUUCAAUACCGUGAAGUACAAGGCCAUGAAACAGAGAAGUUCCUGUCCUAUUUUAAGCCAUGUAUAAUACCUCAAGAAGGUGGAGUUGCCUCGGGCUUCAAGCAUGCCGAGACAGAAGAACACCAGACUCGUUUGUACGUAUGUAAAGGAAAGCAUGUUGUUCAUGUGAAAGAGGUGCCUUUUGCUCGAUCCUCUCUGAAUCAUGAUGACAUCUUUAUUCUCGAUACAAAGUCCAAGAUUUUUCAGUUUAAUGGUUCCAACUCAUCCAUUCAAGAGAGGGCUAAAGCUCUGGAAGUUGUGCAGUACAUUAAAGAUACUUACCAUGAUGGAAAAUGUGAAAUAGCAGCUAUUGAAGAUGGAAAAUUAAUGGCUGAUGCUGAGACCGGAGAGUUUUGGGGUUUCUUUGGUGGCUUUGCUCCACUUCCAAGGAAAACAACCAUUGAUGAACCAAAGAGCGAUGAUGUUGGUCCUUCUAAGCUCUACUGUGUUGAGAAGGGAGAGGCAGUACCUGUUGAGGUUGAUUCUUUGACAAGGCAGUUAUUAGAUACGCAUAAAUGCUACAUUCUCGACUGUGGGAAGGAAGUCUUUGUUUGGAUGGGGAGAAGUAGUUCUCUUAAUCAAAGAAAAGCUGCAACCAGCGCUGUUGAUGAACUACUGCGUAGCUCUGAUAGAUCCAACUCUUAUGUAAUCCGUGUGAUUGAGGGGUUUGAGACGGUGAUAUUUCGCUCAAAGUUUGACUCCUGGCCUCAAUUAACCAAUGUGGCUGUUACUGAGGAUGGUAGAGGGAAAGUUGCAGCACUUCUAAAGCGUCAAGGGGUUAAUGUGAAGGGUCUUCUCAAAGCAGAAUCUCCUAAGGAAGAACAUCAAUUGUAUAUAGACUGCACUGGAGAUUUACAGGUAUGGCGUGUGGAUGGUCAACAGAAGACUCUUCUUCUAGCUUCAGAUCAGUCAAAGUUUUACAGUGGAGAUUGCUAUAUCUUUCAGUAUUCUUAUCCUGGAGAAGAAAAAGAUGAAACUCUAAUAGGGACAUGGUUUGGGAAGCAAAGUGUUGAGGAAGAUAGGGUAUCGGCCACUUCACAGGCAAGCAAGAUGGUUGAGUCUCUGAAGUUCUUACCUGCUCAGGCUCGCAUCCAUGAAGGAAGUGAACCAAUCCAGUUCUUUGCCAUUUUCCAGAGCUUCAUUGUCUUCAAGGGCGGUCUUAGUAAAGGCUACAAAAAGUACAUAACCGAAAAGGAACUUCCAGAUGAUACAUAUUCAGAGGAUGGACUUGCAUUAUUCCGAGUUCAAGGAAGUGGGCCCGAUAAUAUGCAAGCAAUUCAAGUUGAACCAGUCGCGUCAUCAUUGAAUUCCUCUUACUGUUACAUACUACACAGUGGUUCCUCUGUCUUUACCUGGUCUGGAAAUCUUACAUCAUCUGAAGCCCAGGAGGUUGUUGAGAGGCAGCUUGAUCUUAUAAAGCCAAACAUGCAGUCUAAACUGCAAAAAGAAGGUGCAGAGUCUGAGCAGUUUUGGGAGUUGUUAGGUGGAAAAUCUGAGUACCCAAGCCAGAGAAUUGCAAGAGUAGCUGAGAGCGAUCCCCAUCUGUUCUCAUGCACCUUAACGAAGGGAGAUCUCAAGGUGACCGAGAUAUACAAUUUCAACCAGGAUGAUCUAAUGACUGAAGAUAUAUAUGUUCUUGACUGCCAAUCGGACAUUUAUGUUUGGGUUGGGCAACAGGUGGAAUCUAAGAAUAAGAUGAAUACUUUAAAUAUCGGAGAGAAAUUUCUGGAGCGUGAUUUUCUUCACGAGAAAUUAUCCCCCCACACUCCAAUAUAUAUUAUCAUGGAGGGGAAUGAACCAUCUUACUUCACUCGUUUUUUCUCUUGGGACUCCACAAAAUCUGCAAUGCACGGUAACUCUUUCCAAAGAAAAUUGACGAUUCUUAAACAUGGGCGCACCCCUGUGUUGGAUAAACCCAAACGGAGAACACCUGUCUCAUAUACUGGAAGGUCUGCUGCACCAGAAAAAUCGCAGCGGUCUAGAAGUAUGUCUUUUAGCCCUGACAGAGUUCGUGUAAGAGGCAGAUCUCCAGCAUUCAAUGCUCUUGCGGCUAAUUUUGAGAAUCCCAAUGCAAGGAAUUUGUCAACUCCCCCUCCAAUGGUGAGAAAGGUUUAUCCAAAAUCAGUGACACCGGAUUCAGGAAAACUGCCUUCAAAGUCCGCAGCUAUAGCAGCUCUAACGUCAACAUUUGAGCAAUCGGCUCCCGCUCGGCAAUUCAUUAUUCCCCGUUCUCCUAAAGUGAGCCCCGAGGUACAGAAACCAAAAUCUGCGCCUCCUCUAUCUAGGCAAAACUCAGUAGAAGAACUGAAGCCCAAGCCUGAACCCAUCCAAGAAGAUGUGAAGGAGAAUGAAGCCGAUGAUGAUGAAGGGCUCCAAGUACACCCGUAUGAUCGUCUUAAAACAACGUCGACUGAUCCAGUUUCAGAUAUUGAUGUGACGAAACGAGAGACAUAUUUGUCCUCAGAAGAAUUCAAGGUGAAAUUCGGCAUGACCAAGGAUGUUUUCUACAAAUUGCCGAAAUGGAAACAGAACAAGCUUAAAAUGUCGCUUCAACUAUUCUGAUCACUUGCAAGGCAUCUCAUCCAUCUAAGCGUCCCAAUGCAAGUCUUCCGACGAGACAAAGAACACCUGGAAACCUGUACGACUUUUCUCUUCAUGUCAUGCAUGGAUGCAUUUUUUAUACAGCAAAGAAACGAUUUCCCAAGUGUGUGUGGGGACAGCAUCAGUGCAUUUUUAACUGCUUCUGCUCCCAGGAUGCUUCUUUCUAUACCUGAUGAACAGAUUCUGGAUAAAACUGCCUAGUCUUGAUACAUAGAGAAGUUUGAAUGCAUAGGAAUUUGCUCCGGUUUUCCCUUUUUGCGACUUGACAUUCUUUUUGGUCUCUGAGGUUUGUUGCGAGCUUGCAUUUUUUCGGUUUGUGCUUCAUUUGUUUCCGGCAAUGGGAUUUAGGGAAGUUUUAGGUUUAUGUAGCAAGAUUGUGUGUACAGGAAUGUAAACCAGUCCUUUCAUUAUUUGACUAGCCAAUAAAAGUGUGCUUUUCUUUUCA